AAGUUGGCUAAGAUCGUCAUCUUAGCUACGGGGAAGUUGCCUCUUUUUGCCUUUUUUUUUUGCCCUCCAUCCCUUGACACCCCUUCCACUACACCUUCGUGUGCAUCUGAUAUAUCAGUGGAGAUAUAACUAUUUGCCAACUUCUUACAUAUCUCGCAAGAAGUGAGAAAUGGAAAAACUUAGAGAUUAUAUCCAUUUUGGGCGAAAUAGAGCCUCAUCUGAAUUGGAAAAGGAUGUCUCCGCUCAACAUGCAGAGGCCCAAGCCGGCCAGUUCGUGGAAACUCCAAUCCGAUGGGUGACAUUGCACUCAGUUAUCAUGGGGAUGUUCGUCUCCAUGGGUGGAUUUCUCUUUGGCUAUGAUACCGGCCAGAUUUCUGGAAUCCUGGCCAUGGAGGAUUUCUUGAAAAGGUUUGGUGAGAAAGACGCCACCGGGGAUGGCUAUCAUUUCAGCAACGUUAGGUCUGGUUUGAUCGUGGCAAUACUUUCUGUCGGUACUUUGAUGGGCGCGUUGAUUGCUGGACCCAUUGCAGACCGACUGGGGCGGAAGUGGUCAAUAUCUUCAUGGUGUAUUGUGCUCGCUGUCGGUAUCAUUGUCCAAGUGGCUUCAGAAGCACCAGACUGGUGGCAAGUUGUUAUUGGUCGUUGGAUCGCUGGUCUUGGAGUCGGUGCUCUCUCGCUCCUGGUACCCCUAUACCAGGGUGAGAGUGCCCCUAAGCACAUCAGGGGUGCUAUGAUCAGUACCUAUCAACUCUUUAUUACCUUAGGUAUAUUCGUCGCAAAUUGUAUCAACUACGGAACUGAGGGAAUUGACAACACUGGCUCGUGGAGAAUUCCGAUGGCGGUCACUUUCCUUUGGCUUCUCAUUCUAGGGUUUGGAAUGAUGUUCUUCCCCGAGUCCCCACGGUAUGCUUACCGCCAAGGCAAGAUCGCGGAAGCAAAGAGAACAAUGAUGAAGUUCUACGGAAUUCCUGAAAAUCAUAAAAGGCUACAUGAAGAAUUCGUCGAGAUCCAGCAAAAGUACGAAGAGGAUAUGGCUGCCAAAGAUGAAAGUUGGUGGCAAAUGUUCCGUGCGCCCAGAAUGAGAUAUAGGCUCCUGCUUGGCAUCAUCCUUCAAGCACUUCAACAGCUGACCGGUGCUAAUUACUUCUUCUACUAUGGCACCGUUAUCUUUAAAGGCGCUGGCGUCGAGAACAGCUAUGUAACUCAAAUGAUUCUCGGAGCUGUCAAUUUUGGCAGUACAUUUCUCGGUUUAUACAACAUUGAACACUUUGGCCGCCGCAAAUCCUUGAUCGUGGGUGCGGGGUGGAUGUUCAUUUGCUUCCUUAUCUUUGCAUCUGUUGGCCACUUCGCUCUGGAUUUGGAGCGCCCCGAGAGCACUCCCAAGGCAGGCACUGCCAUGGUUGUCUUCGCCUGUCUGUUCAUUCUUGGAUUCGCAAGUACAUGGGGCCCCAUGAUCUGGGCCAUCGUCGCAGAAUUAUACCCAUCUCGCUACCGUGCACGAUCAAUGGCUCUCGCCACCGCGUCUAACUGGCUCUGGAACUUCCUCAUCGGCUUCUUUACCCCCUUUAUCACCGAGAAGAUUGAUUUCAGAUACGGCUAUGUUUUCGCCGGAUGUCUGUUUCUCGCAGCGGCCACUGUGUAUUUCGGGGUUAUUGAAGGCUCGGGCCGCACCUUGGAAGAAUUGGAUACGAUGUAUAUUCUCAGGGUCAAACCAUGGCAGAGUGCCAAAUAUGAACUCCCGCCGGUUGAGGAGUUGCCUCUCGAAAAUCGAACGGCCGGCACUUCUCACGCCUCGUCUCAUGAAGAGGCUGAUCUGAACCCGCCAACAUCGGAACAGAAGAAUUAUGAUUAAAGCGAUGAUUAUCACAAAUGUUCAUAAAGUCAACUUCAGCGUAGGUUUAAGAAAGAUGUUUACCCUCUUUUCUCCCCGCUUGAUAAGGGCGUUGAGUCGAACACUGCAGAACUGAAAUUAAAUACAUACAUUUUUUAUAUGCAAUGCCAAUGUGGCAUAAAUGUGUCCCUCUUUGUCUUUUUCAUGCAUCAUUUCCCGAGGAUUAGCCCCCUCUCUUAGACUUACAUUAGAUUAGCUUGUUUGUCAUUCUUUAGCAUAUGUAUGGCAUAGCGAUGGACUCUCUUUGGAUAAUUGUGCUGUAGCCAAUUCAUGUAUGUAUAUUUACAUGGUCUGUAACUUGACUCUUCGUUGGACAAUCUAUUGAUCUUAUCAGAG
Coccidioides immitis RS is the source of this 2227-nucleotide messenger RNA. RefSeq names its product sugar porter (SP) family MFS transporter. The record is from RefSeq and is a predicted model, not a curated record. Gene Ontology annotation, biological process: carbohydrate transport; transmembrane transport. The transcript has 3 exons. Bases 170 to 1852 code for a protein of 560 amino acids. Gene Ontology annotation, molecular function: carbohydrate:proton symporter activity. Gene Ontology annotation, cellular component: plasma membrane. NCBI's taxonomy places the organism in Eukaryota, Fungi, Ascomycota, Eurotiomycetes, Onygenales, Onygenaceae.